AAUAUGCCUAUCCGUCCUCUUUGCCCUGAAUUGGCACUUAUAGCCGAAAAGGAAUUAAACGAAGAUCCCAAACGUAUUGAAAGUGACAUCCAACAUAUCAGAGAAUGGAUUUCCAAGCAACCGCAUUUGCACGCCAGAACAGACGACCAAUGGAUUGUAACAUUUUUACGAGGCUGCAAAUACAGUUUAGAGAGAACGAAGGAGAAGAUAGACCUCUAUUACUCAAUGCGCAGUUUAGCACCUGAAAUUUUUUUCCACCUAAAACAUACUGACCCAAAAUUUAUGGAAAUUCUGGAAUCAGGGGCUUACCUUCUUCUUCCAAAAUUGGCUGCACCCAAUGGGCAACGCAUUUUCUUUGCCAAACCCUCUUUACUCGAUAGUGAAAAAUACAAAAUGAUGGAUGUUUUCGCUGUAACGAACGUUAUGCAAAGGAUAAUGCUUAUAGAUGAUGACAAUACUGUGGUUGCGGGAUCUCGAUCAGUGAUGGAUAUGGAAGGUUUGAAUAUGUCAUUCUUCAUGCAAAUGACACCUUCUAUGAUGAGGAAAAUGACUGUUUACACGCAGGAAGCGAUGCCUUUGAGAUUCAAAGGGGGCCAUUACAUUAAUGUUGGAAGUGGAUUUGAAAAAAUUUACGGCAUUAUGAAAUCAUUUUUGAAUGAAAAAAUAAAAAGCAGGCUUCAUGUGCACAAUACGAACCAUGAGGAGCUAUACAAACAUGUACCGAAAGAGAUCCUGCCCGCUGAAUAUGGUGGAAACGGCGGUACCACGCAAGAAAUUGUUGAUUACUGGAAAAAGAAGAUUCAAGAGUACAGUGCUUGGCUGGAAGAGGAUAUGCAGUACCGUACGGAUGAAUCUAAGAGACCUGGGAAACCAAGGUCGGCGGAAGAAAUGUUUGGAACUGACGGCUCAUUUAGGCAAUUGGAUUUUGAUUAA
Messenger RNA from Zerene cesonia (dogface butterfly), 933 nucleotides. Its product is annotated as alpha-tocopherol transfer protein-like. The transcript is spliced from 7 exons. The record is from RefSeq and is a predicted model, not a curated record. Gene Ontology annotation, cellular component: membrane. Gene Ontology annotation, molecular function: phosphatidylinositol bisphosphate binding. The coding region runs from base 4 to 933 and encodes 309 amino acids. NCBI's taxonomy places the organism in Eukaryota, Metazoa, Arthropoda, Insecta, Lepidoptera, Pieridae.